Molecule: messenger RNA, 408 nt
Organism: Chenopodium quinoa (quinoa)
Lineage: Eukaryota; Viridiplantae; Streptophyta; Magnoliopsida; Caryophyllales; Amaranthaceae
Product: auxin-responsive protein SAUR64-like
Exons: 1
Coding region: 1-408 (135 amino acids)
Biological process (GO): response to auxin
Source: RefSeq, a predicted model, not a curated record
AUGAUUAGUACUAAGAAGCUUAUCAGUAUGGCAAAGAAGUGGCAAAAGCUAGCAGCAGCCAGCAGAAAAAGGAUUUCCUGGCUGAAAUCAGAGACUGAAAAGGGUCACUUUGUCGUCUAUACAAUGGAUGGAAGACGAUUUGUGAUUCCCUUAAAGUAUCUUCAGAGUGAAAUUCUUAGAGAGUUAUUGAAAAUGGCCAAAGAAGAGUUUGGAGUGACAAGUGAUGGCCCGAUUAGAUUGCCAUGCGAUUCAAGAUUUAUGGAGUAUGCAAUCUCUAUUCUCCAAAGAUAUGAAGCUACAGACUUGCAGAAAGCCCUCCUCUUAUCGAUGGAUAGUUGUUGCUCUUCCUCAUUAUCAUACUCCCAACAAGAGCAGACUAACCAACAAUUACUAAUAUGUAGCUUCUAA